Prosopis cineraria is the source of this 974-nucleotide messenger RNA. RefSeq lists its product as uncharacterized. NCBI's taxonomy places the organism in Eukaryota, Viridiplantae, Streptophyta, Magnoliopsida, Fabales, Fabaceae. The coding region runs from base 236 to 595 and encodes 119 amino acids. The transcript has a single exon. The record is from RefSeq and is a predicted model, not a curated record.
CACCUUUCUUCUAUAUUAAUAAACACAGACCCUUCCCUCUCCUUCUCUCCCUCUCCCUCUCCCUCUCCCUCUCUGAGCAAGCCAGCAUGGAGUUCAGAUACCCAGAAGAGUCAAAGAGCUGGAGCGAAGAAAGCGAUGAUCGAUCGAGCAAAAUGAUGAAAGAGGAAGUGGAAGAUCCUACGAGUGUGUGUUUUGCAAGAGAGGAUUCACCACAGCGCAAGCUCUUGGAGGCCACAUGAAUAUUCACAGGAAAGAUAAAGUAGCCAAGUCGUCCAGUACGAAGCCCACUUUUCCUGCAGCUUCCACUUCAACCAAACUCUAUGACCACGAAACCGACCAUGCAAUUUCAAGCUUUCCACCUGGGAAUUACUUUUCUACUGAGCUAGAUCAAAACAGUAAUUAUAAUUACCCUCCGUCCCAAUUUCCUUUUGCUGCUGCACAGUACAGUGGCCAAAAGGAUCGGGACGUGUUCGGAGGAGAUAAUUGGAGGACGGGUUUGAGUUUGUCCAAUAUGCGUGAUGAUAAAGAGAAGAUAGAAGGUAGCAGUGAAGAUGAUGCUCUGGAUUUGGAGCUUCGAUUGGGCUAUCAUUCUUGACAUGCAUAUAUAUUCUACUUCUACCCUUCAAAUCAAGAGUAUAUAAUCCGGAGAGUGGUUAACUGGUUAUACCUAUAUAUAUUUAUAAGUGUUCAGCUUCAAAUCUGUCACGCCUAUGUCUGGUUUCUGAAAUCAAUUGAAGGCAAAGGCCAGGAGAAGACGGUAUAUAUAUAUAUAUAUAUAUAAGCUAGCACGUCUGUCUCCUUGAUUACUGCAUGCAAUUGUAUAGAGAUGGCCUGGAGGUUAGAAGCCGUUGAGCGAUUUGCCUAAAGCUGGUUUAGGGCUUUUUCCUUGAUGAUGAUCCGAUGAUGAAGGUACUCAUCAAUAUAUAUUCAAAUUUGUCCGCAUAAAUAUAAUCCUUGUAGCUAGCUUGGUGUUC